Molecule: messenger RNA, 1020 nt
Organism: Peronospora belbahrii
Lineage: Eukaryota; Oomycota; Peronosporomycetes; Peronosporales; Peronosporaceae
Source: the annotation of a GenBank genome assembly
AUGACUAGAACGGAGACCACAAGACGUCACUGGCGCGUACUACGCAAUGCGCUGCUGCAUUCCACCAGCAAUGAGACAUGUGUAUCAUCAACUGAUGUAUAUGAUACAACUGCAUCGUCCAUUGCCACUGAUUUCUUUUCUCUAUAUCAAAAGACUGAGGUUGAUACAGUACAACUUUUACGGAUGCAUUCUCCUUUACAAGCGAAUUUUACAUGGAUGGUCUAUGAUGUACCAGUUGAAGCAAAUAAAACCAAGAAAAUAUAUGUGCAUGAGAAGCGCAAUGAUAUAAAGCCACGCGUAUCAAUGGCGGAGCUGCUGAGCCAUCAAGUAAAUCAUGGCGUGGACAACACGGGCAACAUCCGGACGUGGCCGUCUGAGCAGGUUCUAUUGUCCUACUUACUGUCUAGCAAUGUGUGUUUACAAGUACAGCGACGAGAUGCAACUGGCAAUUAUCUACCCAUCACGUGUUGUGAAUUGGGCAGUGGCAUGGCAGGACUUGCUAGCUUAGGACUGCUUGCUUGUCCACCAGUAAAGCUUCAACGGAUUGUAGUGACAGAUGGCAACCCAUUGUCGGUGAAGAACUUGCAGCUAUGUAUUGAAGAGAACAAGAUCCAUCAUGUGAAUUCAAUUUAUGAUGAAAGUGUCGUGAUUUCAACCGAGUUAUUGCGUUGGGACCGCAACGUCCGCUGUUGCAAGGACUUGGAGCACCAGUUUGAUCUCGUGUUUGCCAGUGAUUGUCUAUUCUUUGAAGAUUUCCACCAAGACCUCGCAUAUACGAUCAAGAGUCUCUUACGUCCUAAAUCAGGACGGUGUUUAUUGUUACAGCCACGCCGUAAUGGUUCCAUGGAGCGUUUUUCCAUGAUUGCCAAGUGUUAUGGUUUUAGUAUUCAAGAAUCCCGUGAUUAUGAUCCUCACAUUGUCUGUCAACAUGUCGAAUAUCAGCAAACGCGGUGUGAUUACGUAUGUGACGUGCAUUAUCCCGUCCUAUUAACACUCACACUUGAUAAUGAUGAUGAGUAA